Messenger RNA from Stegastes partitus (bicolor damselfish), 3412 nucleotides. It is a transcript of the gene dgat1b, whose product is annotated as diacylglycerol O-acyltransferase 1b. Gene Ontology annotation, biological process: triglyceride biosynthetic process. Gene Ontology annotation, molecular function: diacylglycerol O-acyltransferase activity. The transcript is spliced from 17 exons. Bases 104 to 1627 code for a protein of 507 amino acids. Gene Ontology annotation, cellular component: endoplasmic reticulum membrane. Lineage: Eukaryota; Metazoa; Chordata; Actinopteri; Pomacentridae. The record is from RefSeq and is a predicted model, not a curated record.
CACCGCUGUGUGAGUGUGUCAGCAGCAGCAACAGGCAUGUUUUCAUCCACAGUCAGCGGCUCCAGCUGACGUGUGCGUGGCUCACAGUUCCUCUCCGGUCAUCAUGGGUGACUGGGACCCGGCCGGUGGAGCCGCGACUCGCCGGAGAAGAGCGACCCUGACAGCUUCGAGAACCGCCAGUCUGCAGCCGGCGAACGGGAGGUCUCCGGCGGCGUGCGACAUCUCAGCGACCGCCGAGAGUAGCGCAAACGAUGGGCAGAGACGACGGGAGCGCUCGGUGGAGACGGUCCGGUCCAAAGCGAGGGGCGACAAGAAGAAACAGCGCAGGAACGACCUGGGCGACAGGAUGAGCUGUCACAAGACCCAGGAGUCGCUUCUGACUUCAACCAGCGGCUACAAUAACUACAGAGGAGUUCUCAACUGGUGUGUGGUGAUGCUGGUGCUGAGUAAUGCUCGCCUCUUCUUAGAAAACCUCUUAAGGUACGGUGUUCUGGUGGACCCCGUUCAGGUGGUUUCCUUGUUUCUGAAUGAUCCCUACAGCUGGCCAGCAGCAUGCCUGGUGAUUGUGUCCAACGUGUUCAUCGUGGCGUCCCUGUACACAGAAAGGCAGCUAUCGAAGGGCUCGUUCAGUGAACUUGUGGGAUUUCUGGUCCAUUGCAUCAACUUUGCAACUAUGCUAACAUUCCCCGCUGCAGUGGUCCUGUUGGUUCCCUCUGUGACCCCAGUCGGAGGUGCUUUCGUGCUCGGUACUUACACGAUUCUCUUCCUGAAGCUCUACUCCUACAAGGACGUCAACUUGUGGUGCCGGGAGCUGAGCACCAUCAAGGCCAAGAAACUGGCUCGGUCGCUGUCAUGUCCGUCGCCACACACCUUAAAUGGAGGCGAACUCAAGGUGUGCUAUCCUGGAAACCUCACCAUCAGAGAUAUGUACUACUUUGUCUUCGCUCCAACUCUUUGCUACGAGCUCAACUUCCCGCGCUCUCCCAAAAUUCGCAUGAGCUUCCUGCUGAGGAGACUGUUUGAGAUGCUGUUCUUCAUCCAGCUGUUGGUUGGUCUCACUCAACAGUGGAUGAUUCCCAUCAUUCAAAGCUCCAUGAAACCACUAGAAGACAUGGAUCUGUCCAGGAUGACCGAGAGACUCCUGCGAUUAGCUGUUCCCAAUCACUUGCUGUGGCUCAUAUUUUUCUACUGGUUCUUCCACUCGUCGAUGAACUUCACCGCCGAGCUGCUGCGCUUCGGAGACCGACAGUUUUACAAGGACUGGUGGAAUUCGGAGACGGUGACAUAUUUCUGGCAGAACUGGAACAUCCCCGUUCACAAGUGGUGUCUACGCCACUUUUACAAGCCGCUGCUGAGGAGAGGAUUCAGCAAGAUCAUCAGCCAAUCAGCUGUCUUCUUCUUGUCGGCUUUUUUUCACGAGUACUUGGUGAGCGUUCCUCUCAGGAUGUUCAGACUUUGGGCUUUUACGGGCAUGAUGGCACAGCUUCCAUUAGCCUGGUUCGUCGGCCGCUUCCUGCGCGGUAACUACGGCAACGCUGCGGUGUGGAUGUCCCUCAUCAUCGGCCAGCCGUUCGCCGUGCUGAUGUACGUCCACGAUUACUACGUCCUGCACUACAGGGAGGAAUAGCUCACACCGAGGUUCCGUCUCACUUCUCUUUUGUCUUUCUCGCACAAACAAUCACGAGUUUCCACACAGAGCAGGUACCAGAUAUCGUCCUCGACGAGUCAGGACGAGCUAAUCGCAUCGUUACGAGUUUACAUUUGAAACCUCCACCGUUGUGUCUUCCUGCUGGGAUUCCUUACAAAGAAGCAAACAGAAAUAAGAAUCUUGAAACACUACUGUAACGUAGAGGGGAAGGCGAUGAACACCCGAUCAGCCACAGCGUUAAAACUCCCGACAGAUUAUCUCAUGGCAGCUGAAAUGCGGUACGUGAAGCAGCAAGUCAGUUCUUUGAUUUGUUCGAAGAAGCAAAAAUGGGCAGCUGGGGGCAUUCAGACGGGACCAUGGAGUGAUGGAAGGAGGUGGCAUCCAAAGUAGUUGUCGGAUCACUCGCUAAUUUAAAAUGCCAAAUAAACGCCUCAUGUGGUGGCAACAGAGCACCUGCGUUCGGUCGCUAUCAUCCUUUAUGUAGCCGUAAUAUUUUCAUACAACUGAUGUUUUUGCUUUUUGUAGCAUCUCUUGCUUUUUGCUUUUUGGAGUCUGCACGUCAACAAAUUUUGUCUUGUGAUUAAAGUAGAAAAAUAAGGGUGCCCCUAUAGCUCACCUAGUUGAGCGGGCGACCCAUGAUCAGGGGCUAGAGUUCCCCGACACAGCGCUCAUGGGUUCAAAUCCCACUCAUGACCCCUUCACCUGCAGGUCUCUCCCCAUUCUCCUCCCCUCGUCUCUCUAAUGCACUAAAUAAAGACAAAAGCCCGAAAAAUAAAAUCCAAGAAUCAAAGUAAACAACGUUCUAUGAGGCAGAUUUCUCUUGUAGAAUAUUAACAGGAAGUUUUCUUCUCAUAUCAAGCAGCUAAAAAAAGUUGUAGCAGGAUGUUUUUGAGUAACUUGCCGUUUUUCCACAUUGCACUUCUGCAUAUCGAUGCCUGAGUGAUACGUAUCUUUGACAUCUAAACAAUGUCACACACCACCUACCUACCAAUCCAUCAAUCGAGAACAUAAAUGAGCAGCUAGUCUGUUUACACCUGUACCUUCUCUAAAACUGUCUUCCUCCUUUGAGGUUUCUUCAGGAAACAUUUGUGUUUUUACUUCUAUAACGUUCCCCUUUUGAUCAAACUGACCUGCUCCAUAUCAGGAAGGUGGUUUUAAUGUUGUGGCUGAUCAACGUAUUAUGCAGCAUUUUGCUCAGGUUGUUGUUUUUCAUUCCGGCGUCUUGUUAAUACCUUUUAGUUGAGUCGAUGACUUACUGUAUUUGCGAGAACAUCAGCAUGCAGGGUUGUGUUGCCUUUCCUACGCUUGUCUCUAGCUGUGUGCAUGGACGCUAUAAUCACUGAGUUUCAUCACACGUUAAUUUGACAACAUGGUACAAGUUUUAGUAGAGAUUUGGGAUCCACUUUGUUCCGUCCUUUGUUUUUUGUUCUGAGCCAAAGGGGCCUUGAUCUGUCUGGUUUCGCUGUUCGGUGGAGGUGGAGCACCACUAGAAGAAAUGAAUGUAAGCUGAUAGGACUUUAUUUUGUUACUAUGAUCACUUUGUCAGUCGUCAACAGGCCAGAGUUACUGUUUGUCUACGUUUUUUACCUGAAGUGCCAUUACAGUGCAGCUCAGUUGCUUUUACACAGUUUGUGUAUUGAACAAAAGCUAUGCAAAAUCAAUAGAUUAGUGUGUUACUGUCUUAUUGGACCACUGCCGCGUGCAAGUGUGUAAUAAUAUGAAUGCAAUGUUUGUGUCUCAAAAUAAAAGAUUAUUUUGCUUCAA